AUUCGUUGACCAAGAACUCAAUAACUUGUUUCCUUUUUUGAACAUAGCAGCUGUCUACACUUUUGUCUCCACCUUUCAAGAAAAAUAAGAGACAAAAUUUACCAGAAAAAUCUGCAGGAAGAGGAACAAAGCCAAUGGGUUGCGCAAGCUCAAACAAAGCCAGAGUCAAAGCUGGCCCAAGUGCCAAUUUAGAGCUUAAUCCGGCUAUUCUUGCUUGUAAGACACCCUUUUCUGUGAGUGAGGUAGAGUCUUUGUAUGAGCUAUAUAAGAAAAUAAGCAGCUCUGUAGUUCAAGAUGGGCUUAUACACAAGAAAGAGUUGCAGCUUGCGCUUUUUCAAAACAGCAGUAAGCAGAACCUCUUUUUCGACAGGAUAUUUGAUCUUUUUAAUGUCAAUAACAAUGGGCGUAUUGAGUUUGAAGAGUUUGUUCAUACAUUGAGUGUUUUCCACCCAAGAACUCCUGAUGAAGUCAAAAUUACAUAUGCUUUUAAGUUAUAUGAUUUGAGGCACACUGGUUACAUCGAGCGUGAGGAGUUGAAGGAGAUGGUGGUGGCUCUUCUGAACGAAUCUGAUCUGAUUCUUGCAGAUGAUAUUGUUGAAAUGAUUGUGAAUAAGACAUUCAUGGAAGCAGAUGGAAAAGCAGACGGUAGGAUUGAUGAAGAAGAGUGGAAGGAAUACGUAGCAAAAAACCCUUCUCUACUGAAAAACAUGACUCUUCCAUACUUGAUGGACAUAUCUCUAGCAUUUCCCAGCUUUGUGCUGAAUACUCAAGCAGAAGAAUCUCAAUUGUAGCACAGAACUAGACAUAAAGUCAGAACUGUUCUCUACAUGCAGGAAGAUAAAGAAAAUGGAGAAUCAUGCAAAGGCGAAAAGAAAAUCCGGUGUCCUAUUCGAUACUUACCCGCAAUACCUCUGGACUUUACCUUCUUCGCAAGUGUCUGAGACCGAUCAGGGCCAGCUCGGAGGAUCUCUGAGUUCCCAGUAUCCGUUAGCAGUGUAGACAAUGAUCGACUGCUCGACAACUUCUGUAAUGGGAGCUAGGGUGCCAUGUAUCGAAGGUUCCAAGUCAAUUUGUUCAGUCUUCCCAACUUCUUUUUCAAAAUUGUUGUUGUAAUUUACCGACUUGUAACUUGGAGCCUUAGAUUGUAUGAUCAAACCAACCAGCGAAUCAGGGAUGUUCUUAAUUACACAAAGCAUCAUAAGUAGUACAUUCCAGUUGAGCUACAGAAGACCAAAAGUUUAUUG
Messenger RNA from Rosa chinensis, 1244 nucleotides. RefSeq names its product calcineurin B-like protein 7. Gene Ontology annotation, biological process: calcium-mediated signaling. The transcript has 8 exons. Bases 135 to 791 code for a protein of 218 amino acids. Lineage: Eukaryota; Viridiplantae; Streptophyta; Magnoliopsida; Rosales; Rosaceae. Gene Ontology annotation, molecular function: kinase binding; calcium ion binding. The record is from RefSeq and is a predicted model, not a curated record.